AUGCCUACAUCCACACAAACGAGCACGACUGCGCCGAACGAACCCAUAAUCAACAAUAAUCCCGCCGUCCAAUCGCUGUACGCAUCGCUCGAGUCGAGAAUUGGCUAUCGUCUGGUCCUCGGCGGCACACGCCACUUCGGUUACUGGGAAAAGGACACAUGGUGGAUGCUACCCGUUAGCGGUCCGCUGCGGCGGAUGGAGCAAAAAUUGUUCGACCGGUUAGAUCUUCCCACCGGCUCCCGUGUUCUCGAUGCCGGCUGUGGUGUUGGUCAUGUCGCAUUGUACAUGGCUGGCCGAGGGCUGAAGAUGACCGGCAUUGACAUCAUGGACCAUCACCUGGAAAAGGCACGUAGGAACAUUAGUAAGUCUGGGCCUUUGCAAAGCCAGGUAUCGGUGCAGAAGAUGGAUUAUCAUCACCUUGAGACGCUGCAGUCCGAUUCAUUUGACGGAGUCUACACCAUGGAGACUCUGGUACACGCGACGGAGCCGGAGCAGGUUGUAGCCGGCUUCCUCCGUAUCCUGCGGCCCGGCGGCCAUAUUGUCCUGCAGGAAUAUGACUAUAAUUUCGAGUCGGAAGAGGAAAUCGGACCUGUCCUGGCCAAGGCAAUGAAGCAGAUGAGCGACUUUGGUGCCAUGCCAACCUGGGAUAGGGCGAAGCGCGGCUACUUUGAGAGGCUCCUCCAAGGUGCCGGGUUCGUGGACAUUCAAGUCCAAGAUUAUUCGGUGAAUGUACGCCCGAUGCUGCGACUUUUUUGGCUGCUGGCGUUGAUUCCUAAUCUCCUCGUUCAACUGUUCGGCCUGCAAAAGUACUUUAUCAACACAGUAGGCGGAGCUUAUGCCUACAACGCACGGGAGCACUGGCGAUACGUCUCUAUAAGCGCGAGGAAACCAGACGACUCGCCAAAAAGCAGUUAG
Messenger RNA from Cordyceps fumosorosea ARSEF 2679, 915 nucleotides. RefSeq names its product Methyltransferase type 11. The transcript has a single exon. The record is from RefSeq and is a predicted model, not a curated record. NCBI's taxonomy places the organism in Eukaryota, Fungi, Ascomycota, Sordariomycetes, Hypocreales, Cordycipitaceae. Bases 1 to 915 code for a protein of 304 amino acids. Gene Ontology annotation, biological process: ergosterol biosynthetic process. Gene Ontology annotation, molecular function: sterol 24-C-methyltransferase activity. Gene Ontology annotation, cellular component: endoplasmic reticulum.